Molecule: messenger RNA, 3561 nt
Organism: Nicotiana attenuata
Lineage: Eukaryota; Viridiplantae; Streptophyta; Magnoliopsida; Solanales; Solanaceae
Exons: 1
Coding region: 1-3561 (1186 amino acids)
Molecular function (GO): nucleic acid binding
Source: RefSeq, a predicted model, not a curated record
AUGGCGAACAACAGUGAGAAUGAGUCAGAUAAUGAUGAUGUCCAUGGACAAUUGGUUGAACAAGGUUCGGGACUGGUUGAAGAAGUAAGAGUUUUGAAACAACAAUUGGCAGAUAUGUACCAAGCCUGGGUGAAUGGACAGGCACCACCCCUAAUACCUAUAGGGCCUUCGGAUAAACUUCAUAAUGUGUCAGUUGCAAAUCAAGUGCCUAUCUCCAUAACAAGUAACCCAUUGUACCAACCUAGUUUCAGUCCGAGCAUUAACCUGCCCGCUAUCCCCAGUACCUCCAUUCCCCGUCCUCCAACCGCACCCCUCAGAAAUGACCCACCUACUGUACCCACUGUCCCUACUUUCACCGUUCCUCAACCGGCUCUUGCUCAAAAGCUCAACAAUGAUCCACAUCUGAAUGCUUAUGAUGCCCAACAUUACUCUCCAGAACUGACUUUCAAGGUUCCAGAUUCAUACAAGCACACUUCUCAGAACAUGUUCCCAGUUGAGAUCGAAAAGCCCGAAAAGAAUAUGGAACAUGAGGAAAUGACCAGAAAAAUGAAGAGCUUGGAACAAACCAUGAGAAACAUACAGGGUUUGGGAGGCCACAAGAGUGUUUCGUUUAAUGAUCUAUGCAUGUUCCCCCAUGUUCAUUUGCCACCGGGCUUCAAGACCCCCAAGUUUGACAAGUAUGACGGUCAUGGUGAUCCCGUUGCCCAUUUGAAGAGAUAUUGUAACCAAUUAAGAGGAGCAGGAGGUAAAGAAGAAUUACUCAUGGCUUAUUUUGGGGAAAGUUUGACAGGAAUUGCUUCAGAGUGGUUCAUAGAUCAGGACAUCUCUCACUGGCACGUUUGGAACGACAUGGCUCAAGAUUUUGUCCAACAAUUUCAGUACAAUAUUGAUAUAGUGCCAGACCGCUCCUCUCUUGUCAACAUAAAGAAGAAACCAGCAGAAAGCUUUAGAGAAUAUGCAAUCAAGUGGAGAGAGCAGGCUGCUAGGGUCAAACCACCAAUGAAAGAGGCAGAAAUGAUUGACUACUUUCUCCAAGCUCAAGAUCCUGAUUACCUCCAUUAUAUGUUGGCCGCCAUUGGUAAACCUUUUGCUGAGGCGAUUAAGAUUGGGGAAAUAGUUGAGAAUGGCAUGAAGUCGGGCAAAAUUGUGAGUCAGGCAGCCCUUAAGGCGACCACGCAAGCAAUUCAAAGUGGGUCAGGCAGUUUCGGAAAUCGGAAAAAGAAGGAGGAAGGAUCCAUGAUGGCAUCUGGGUUCGGGGGAGUUCAAAGAGGAAUAGUUCCUUCGUACGUGCAAUUCCAACAAGGACAAUCCAAUUCUCCUCAACAUUAUUAUCCGCCUCAGGGUCCUCGGUACUCGGUGCCCUCGCAACAAUACACAGUGUUUAAUGCUCAGGCUUAUGCUAGGCCUCCCAAUCACCAACAAUGGCGAGCACCGACUCCACAAGGCUUCCGUCAACUCCGGCCAAAUUUUCAGGUGCCAUAUAAUCCUCGUCCCAGACAGGAAUAUGUGAGAGAACAGGAGCCAAAGAAAAAGUUCACCCCAAUUGGAGAAUCGUAUACAAGCCUAUUUCGAAAGUUGAUGCAGCUGAAGUUGAUUGAACCUAUCGUGCCGUAUUAUGUGAAUCCAAACUCAAAAGGUUUUGACUCCAAUGCGAGAUGUGAGUAUCACUCUAACACCCAAGGUCAUAGUACCGAAAAUUGUUGGACAUUAAAGAAAGCCAUUGAAAAUUUGAUUGAAGCAAAGGCAAUUGUGGUGGCAAACAAUGAAGAUACUCCUAAUAUCACAAACAAUCCGCUCCCAGCUCAUGAUAAUACACAUUUUAUUGGGAUGAUUUGUGAUGAUCGGGAUUAUAAGCAAUUUGGCAAGACAGAGAUGAUUGUUGGAACCAUAGGGCCAGAGCCAAAAGUGAUAGUAAGCCCGCCGCAAUUGGCACCGCUGAUUGUGAAAGGUGCGAGUUCUAGUUCAAACUUGGCAGGUUCUGAAAAAACGGUUCUCUAUGUCCCUGGAAGCACAAAAAAGAUUGAGGUUCAAUUGGGUGGGCCAAAACUUUAUAUCCCUGGGGGCAUUCAAAAGAUUGUUCCGAAUAAUGCUUUGAGAAAUAUAACAGAGCCAGUUGUGAUCCGACCUGUUGCACAACUUCCAGUGUCAAACACAAAAGCUAUUCCCUGGAACUAUAACAAGACUGUCAUGACAUACAAAGGAAAAGAGAUAGUGGAAGAAACAGAUGAAAUGGGAGGCUUGACCCGCUCUGGAAGGUGCUACUCGCCAGAGGAAUUGAGAAAAGCUAAGCAAGCCAAGGAAAAUCACUUUCCAGUGAAAGAAACUGUUUCAGAAAAAGAAGCGGAGGAAUUCCUUAAGAAAAUGAAAAUGCAAGACUACUCAAUCAUUGAUCAACUAAGGAAAACCCCUGCUCAGAUAUCUUUGUUAUCUCUGCUUUUGCACUCGAAAGAACAUCGCCUUGUGUUGAUCAAAACUUUGAACGAGGCAUAUGUCUCAGAAAAGACAACGGUGAAUCAGCUAGAAAAAAUGGCUGAAAGAUUCUUUGAGGUGAACAAAAUUUCUUUCAGCGAUGAUGAUUUGCCUGAGGAAGGGUCUGGGCACAAUAAAGCUUUGCAUCUUAUGGUCAAAUGUGAAGGGCAUUACGUAAAAGGGGUCAUGAUUGACGGAGGCUCAAGUGUAGAUGUAUGCCCUCUUUCUAUUCUACAACAACUGAACAUUGACACUAACAGAAUUCGGACUAGUACUGUCAGCAUCAGAGCUUUUGACGGUUCAAAAAGAGACACUAUUGGGGAAAUCGAACUCACCAUGACAAUUGGCCCGGUUGAUUUUAACAUUGUCUUUCAAGUGUUGGAUAUGAAAACCUCAUAUAAUUUUCUUCUGGGAAGGCCGUGGAUCCAUAUGGCCAGAGCUAUACCAUCCACCCUACAUCAAAUGGUCAAAUUCGAAUAUGACAGGCAAGAAAUUGUUGUUCAUGGGGAGGACGACUCAUCCGUUUAUAAUGACCCGUCCAUUCCAUGUAUCAAGGCCAAGGAAGGAUGUGAAUCCCUCAUAUAUCAAACAUUUGAGGUGAUUGAGGUAGACCAAGUGGAAGAAGGAAAACCAAUUCUGCAUCCCUAUCUUUCAGCCACAUCUAUGAUGGUAGCUUCACUGAUGUUGAGGAACGGCUAUGAACCAGGAAAAGGAUUAGGAUCAUUUCUGCAAGGAAUUGUGAACCCCAUUGCUCCUUUUUUGAAGAAAGAUACCUUUGGCUUGGGUUUUAAACCAACAUCAGCUGACAUAAACAGAGCCAAGGCCCGUAAAAAGAAUGGUUGGAAAUUGUCAAAACCAAUCCCUCACAUUGCCUACUCUUUUGUCAAGCCACAAUUUGAAGAAGUCCAAAAUCUUUCUACUCAAGAUGACAUUGAUGAAGUUUGCCAGGGUCUCAAGGAGAUGUUCUAUGGAAUCAACAUGGUUCAAGUUGGUGAGGGCCCUAGUCGUGCAAGUGUUCAGCUGAUUGGUCCAGAUACUUCGCUCAACAAAUGGGAAGCAACUCCUCUUCCCAUCAGGAAGGAGUCUUGGUAG